AAAAUCCAUUACACAUUUUGGCAGUCCUUGAAAAAUAAGCCUAUUUACAGAGGAGACACCAGUUUUCUACUUUUGAUCAUCAACGAGAUUGAACUGGAAGAAACUAAACUUGAACAGGAUUUUCCAUAAUUUCCAGUAGUUGAUUGUAGGAGACGUUGACAGCACUUUGAAGAUAAAAAUGGCCGCCUUUGUAGCGAAACAGAUGAUGGGCAAUAAGCUCAAUGCUGUAAAAGGUCAAAUAGGUGGAGAAAGCGAAAACCAAGAGGACAAAAAUGAGGCCGAGCAGGCUGAACAGGAGCGUCUGGAAGCACUUCGGGAAGCAGAAGAAAGGAGAAAAGAAAAACACAGAAAAAUGGAAGAGGAAAGAGAAAAAAUGAGGCAGGAUAUCAGAGACAAGUACGGGAUCAAGAAGAAAGAAGAAAAAGAAGCAGAAAUGAACCAAGCCAUUGCAGCCAGCAGCCUCAACAGAAGAAAGAAGACCCCGGCAGAACUUGCUGCAGAGCAGGAAGCCGAGGAACAGGACGAUUUCACUAAACUGAAGAAUACGUUGGAAACGCAAGUAAAUGAACUGAAGACCACCAUUGAAGGAAAAUGUGUGCUACAAUGAGGGCGCCACUGUGCUAUGCAAUGUCCGACUGUUCUGUUGAUGCCUGUAGUGUUGCAUGCAAAUCAACCACCAUAGCUCCUGCCUUCACACAAUCUUUGGUUGAAUACAGCCUUCUGGUGCUUGGGGAGAAACAGCUACUGAAACCGUUCAAUACCGCAGUUCCCCUCACAGAAUAUCAAUUUCGUCAGCAGUAUUCUGUUAAUUGAAUUUUUUGUAUUUUCUGUUAUCCAUUACGCUAAAUUAAACGCAUCGGGAGAAUACAAACGUUUACUUAAUUUGUUAUAAGGCCCAGAAAAUUUAGGCUUAAGCACAGAGAAAAAUUUGAUUUGAUCUGUUUUAUCGAAUGUAAGCAAUCAAUGUAUUUCAAUUUCGAUUUUAUUUUUACAAACUGUGUAGAAUUUUAGUAGGUUGUAAAACUUUUUUUAUGUAUAUUUGUUUUAUCAACUUAAGAUUCUUUUGAGUGUGCAAAUGACUUAUAUUACAAUAUUUCAUUUCCUUUUAUCUAACAAAAACAAACAUCAAGUAAAUAAUUUAAAUAAUAUCUUAAGUCUACGAUUUUCUGGUAAUUUGUAAUAAAGGUAUCAGCCGCUAGCUCCCUCAAGCUCCAUCUGGCGGACAUAUUGAUCAGCAAGCCUUCUCCGAGUGAGGGUUACCCAAACAACGAAUUUUUCUAGUGUUAAUUCAAGAACUGUGAGCACUUUCUUCAUGUGACUGUAAAGAAACAAGUGCCACUCUUACUAAACAGCGGACUUUUCAGGAAUUAUUAUAGAGCUCUCCCGCAGUCUGAUGCUAAGUUCAAGAAACUAAUGGGGUAGAAUGAUAUAGUCAUGUAAAAUCAGCCAUUCUAAAAUGAUGAAAGGGAAACUUUUUCAUAUUUCUUAUAUUCAAUUUGUUUUGCUUUUCUACAAUUUGAGUGCUUUCUCUAUAAAUUUUUCUAACAUUUUUCAGCUAAAGGAAACUAUUGUUGUAAUCAUAGGAAGAUGAAAUGUGACCAUUCAUUUAUUUUUCUUAUGUAAACACGCUACAUCACGUUUUGUUUUAACUUAAGUUUAGAUAUUCAUUAUACUUUUAGAGUACUAAAUACAUAUUUGUUAAUGUUAAUAGCUUCUAUUGUUAAUAUAACCUUUUUAGCAUUAUGUUAAUAAUGUACCAUGAAGGAUUGUCUGCAGUUUGCCUUAUUCAUUGGAGUGGAGAUUUCGUCAUUUUCUCCACACUCUAGCUUUUGAAUGUAGUGAAUGUGUAGUCUUCUGUAUUUAUCGUUGUGAAAUAUUGUAACAUCGCAGGCUAAAAAUAUUUCAGUAAGCUAAUAGAAAUAACCACGUGAUUCCUAUAUCUCCUUAUUAGCCUGUGAAGAAAACAAAUGAUUGGCAUUAAUCGUUAUUGAAUGUAAGAGUAAGUAGUAUUUCCCUAAAAGAUAAUAAUAAUAAUAAUUCAAAAAGGACAAGAGUUUCUUUAUCAAUGAUACAAGUUUUGUUAUGUAAUUAGCUAAUCCUUUACUUAUUUUAAUUUCUAACGAAGUCUCUACAGUUAUUUUUGGUAGUUUUCAUCGCCAUUCUAUUUCCUCUUCAAGCUCUUCUCUUUACAUAGCAGCCAUAUAUCUGUUUCUAGUUGACUAUUUCAACUAUUUGUAUAAAUUUCUACAACUUUUAUUCGUGUUUCGUGUUUAGUCACACAAGACGUUUCUGAUUAUGAACUUGAUUUUAUGUAUUACGUUUUUCGGGAUCGCUAAAGGUGAUCAUUUAUGAAACUUGCUUUUUUUAAAGAUUGUAAUUUUUUACAUUUUGAAGUUGUGAAUUUUGACGAAAACGAAACGAGAGGUCUACCCUAUACUUGGAUUCAUCACUUGUUACUGCGAUAGAUCGGUUUCGGGAAAUUCCACCAUUUCAGUUUCUCCGGACAAAGAGUGACCAAAGAAAAGGCCUAGGCCCCAUGUAGUGGUGUCCUACAGCCCAUGAGUAUAGUGUUCGAUUUUUUUCCCUCUUUUAUUAACAAAAUUGGAAAUUUUAGCGUAAAAGAAACGUCAAUCCCAAACUUAUCUCGGACUUGCCACAAGUCAUUGGAUUAUUCUUCUUCUGGGAUUUUCUUCUUUCAACAGUAAUCCUGGAUAGGAGAAAACCAAAAAUCAAGACCUAGUAUUAUGUAGGUUAUUUACAAUAUGUAAAAGACAAUUCAAACGCCAUAUCUAACGUUAUGUUCUUGAACAUUUCUAUCACAUUUUCUCACCUUGAGAAUUAGUAUUGAAAAACAAGUAAAAUAAUUCAUUUUAGAAUUAUAAGUUUUCUUUGAUAAAUACUUAUGGUUUAAAUAGCAUAUCAAACUUAUGUUAUUUUUUUCAGAAUCUCAAAUCUGCUUGAUCUCUUCAUUUCGAACUUAGUUUUACAUUCUCCAAAUCAU
This is a messenger RNA of Limulus polyphemus (Atlantic horseshoe crab), 3001 nucleotides long. RefSeq names its product complexin-like (gene cpx). Gene Ontology annotation, cellular component: SNARE complex; terminal bouton. The transcript is spliced from 5 exons. The record is from RefSeq and is a predicted model, not a curated record. The coding region runs from base 179 to 607 and encodes 142 amino acids. Gene Ontology annotation, molecular function: syntaxin binding. Gene Ontology annotation, biological process: synaptic vesicle exocytosis; regulation of neurotransmitter secretion; neurotransmitter transport. NCBI's taxonomy places the organism in Eukaryota, Metazoa, Arthropoda, Merostomata, Xiphosura, Limulidae.